This is a messenger RNA of Armigeres subalbatus, 2402 nucleotides long. RefSeq names its product proton channel OtopLc-like. The transcript is spliced from 6 exons. Bases 166 to 2259 code for a protein of 697 amino acids. Lineage: Eukaryota; Metazoa; Arthropoda; Insecta; Diptera; Culicidae. Gene Ontology annotation, biological process: proton transmembrane transport. Gene Ontology annotation, molecular function: proton channel activity. The record is from RefSeq and is a predicted model, not a curated record. Gene Ontology annotation, cellular component: membrane.
ACGGACCGACUACUGACUUUUUCACCUCAUAAAUCAGGAGGGUUCAGUAUUUGACAGGAUUUUAACGGAAGCGGAUCCCCAGAACGGAUAAUUUCGUUUCGAUUUGGAUGACUUGAUCUCAAUUGAUUAUUUCAAACGAUUUCAAAGUGAUUGCCCCACCAUCAAAUGGAAGGAGAAUACGAGUGGGUUGCCGGUACUGCAAUAGUGGACGAGUUGGGCCGUAAGAAGGCUGAACGUGAGCGGCUGAACACGGUAACGGAAGAAUCGGCAAGUGAAACCAACAUGGUUCAUCUAGCUCCAGGAAAAGCGCGCUCGAUGGAUCCCAUUCACACAUCACCAAAGCUCACGCCGAAUGUCAGCUUCGCCUAUCAACCGAACAGUCGACGAGCUACGGGCAACAGCAUCAACUCGGAAGAUCAGUCCCCGCUGGACCCGGGUGGCUCCCGACGACCUUCGAUGUUCAACGGCUUGCCGCGGAUGUCGCUUAGCUUGCACAAGAAACAGCUGAUGGAGUUCCUACAAAAGCAUGGCAGUAAACUUUCGUUGAAUCACAAAGACGAAACCAAAGUGGUUCCCCCAGCGGUGAUAAAGAGUCGAAACAAAAACCGUGCGGUAGCAGAAGAUCAAAUCAGUACCGCGGUGUCGGCAUUGUACGCCAAACUUCUUAUAGUACUAGGCAUUGCGUUUCCUGUGACGGAUGUCGUAACUGAAAGAGCACCGCAGAACUUCUACCAGGGCUUCUACUUGUAUCUGUACGCACUCAGCUUCUGUUUCACAAUGUUCCUUUACGUAGUUCAAUACCGUCACAAGGCCAAGCUGAACUACAUUCUGGGCCAAUACAAUGAACCCGGUAGCCAUAUAGCGGAAGAACUCAAGCCUAAGGAACAUCGACUUGGGUCCUUCUACCUGCGAGUCGGAGCGAUUGCCUUCGGAAUUGGUAAUAUGGUAUACGCGGGGCUUGAGUUUGGCCAAUACUUUGAGUUAAAACGCGAUGAAAGAUGUCAAAAUGUUCUAAUUGCAUUAAUUCCGGCCGCUCGAAUGGCUCUGUGCAUUGUGCAGAUGCACUUUCUGUUCUUCAGUAGCGUUUCGCAGCGGCACAUGAGCCGGCACAAAUUCAUUUCCCGCUUCGGACUGAUGCACAUGCUGGCCACCAACCUGUGUGAAUGGUUGUACGUGAUUAUCGAAGAGGCCAAGCACGAGAUUGUCCACAUCGCACACGAGGGGAUAGAGCAGCACACAGCAGCAGCAAUGGCAGACAGCACCGGAUUCGGCUCGAAUCCAAUCACACCAAAUGCCACCCGACACCAACUGAGCAAACGUGAUGUGGUGACUACACCAACGCUGCACGGCUUUGAGUGCCACCGGACCAACAUAAUGGGUUCUUUGGUACAGAACGCGGCCCCGUUCUUGUUCCCCUGCACCAUAGAAUAUUCGCUAAUUUGCGCGGUCAUUCUGUACGAGAUGUGGAAGAAGCUUCGGGAAAGUGGCCAUGGAGGAAAUGGCUCGCGUAAAAGCUCCCGGAAAAGUCUCACUGGAAAAAGUGCCAAUAUGCUCUCGAUCGACUGCUCCAAUGCCCAGCGGGGAAUGUUCGCAGGCAUUCUGGUCAUCGUGCUCACCAUCAUCGUCCUGAUAAUGUACUUCGUUCUUCAAAAGCAAAAGUACUUUCAACGGGUGGCGACCAUCGAAGUUACUGUGAGCGAAAUCAUCCUCUACACGAUAACUACAAUCGCCGUUGUCUGGGCCAUGUUUCAAAUGAGAGAUUUGAAAUUUUCCCAGAAGAAGGGCGAUGCCGGAAUAAGCUUGGAUUGCACUCUUCUGGUUCUGGCGCAGAUCGGCAUCUACAUUUACUGCAUGUUCAGUAUAAUCGGAACUUUCUUUUCGAUCGGCGUCUCAGAGCACGUUACAGUUUACUCGCUGGUAGCGGAAAUAGCUUCACUCCUGCAGACGUCGCUUCAAACAUUAUUUGUGAUGAACGCGUGGUGGCGUCGUUGCAAGGGCGCCAAACAAAACAGGGCUAAGCCAGGGAGAGAGAAUAUUACGUUUUUGUUAAUUACCAAUAUGUCCUUUUGGAUUAUCAACACGUUGAUUAAAACCAAUGCAAGUUUCCGCCCGACGCUGAUGAACUUUUAUGGCGUCUGGGCCUGGACAAUCAUCACACAUGUCUCGAUGCCGAUGGCUAUAUUUUAUCGAUUUCAUUCAACAAUUUGUCUUUUCGAAAUAUGGAAAAAUACUUAUAAAGUAAGAUACGACCACAAUUGAAGAAUAUGAUAAGACUAUAGCUAGUCAAAAGCAGAAAAUGUGAUUAAUGGGAUAGGUUACAAUUAUGUGCUACUAAGUAGUACAUGUAUUAUAUUAUAAUCAAUAGGAACAAAUAUUUUGUUAUUAUUCGCUAUCAUAGAGAA